CCUCCCGAAAUAUGCCCAGAAUAUCCAUAUCCACCGAAUAAUACCCGCAGCACAGAGGGAUCAGCCCGCGGCGUGUCGCCGUUGCUCCUCCGUGCCCGUCCGUCUGCGGCGGUUGCGUGUCUAAAAAUAUUCAAAUUCUCCCGGCACCAAUCAACCUGCAAGUGGCAAAGCAGGGAGAAAGAACAGAGGAGAAAGAGGAAAAAAAGAGGGGCUCUCAGCGUCCAAAUGGCGCUACCGGCGACGACCCCGCGCGCGGCGGCGCGCUGUCCGAUCGCGGCGUGCGCGCCCACGCCACCGGUGACGGCCGGAGGGAGGCCCCGGGAGCUGCCGUUCGCGCUGCUGGCGGAGCGGGGGAUGAUGGUGGGGGGUCACCGCGGGAUGGGGAUGAACGCGGUGGGGGCGCCGCCCGGGGCGCGCGUCGGGGCGGCGAGGGAGCGGGAGAACACGCUGCUCUCAUUCGGCCGCGCCGCCGAGCACGCCGCCGUCGCCUUCGUCGAGUUCGACGUCCAGGUUACAAAAGAUGGCUGCCCAGUUAUCUUCCACGAUGAUUUUAUCCUCACCCAAAAAACUGAGGUUUUGUAUGAAAUGCGUGUGACCGAUCUUCUUCUGGAAGAAUUCCUUUCAUAUGGGGUACAAAAAGAACCUCACAAGGUCUCCAAGCCCUUACUUAGACGGAUGGAAGAUGGCAGAGUCCUUACUUGGAGCACCGAAGAAGAUGAUUAUCUCUGCACAUUGCAGGAAGUCUUCGAACAUGUCAGUCCCCAUCUGGGAUUUAACAUCGAACUAAAGUUUGAUGACAACAUUAUCUAUCCGAGUGUCAACCUUAACCGUGCUCUUCAAGCUGUACUGCAAGUUGUUUUUCAGUAUGCUGGUAACAGACCACUCUUUUUCUCAACAUUCCAACCUGAUGCCGCACGGAUAACACGUGAGCUCCAAAGUGUAUACCCUGUACUGUUCUUAACAGAAGGGGGAACAGCCAAACACGAUGAUACGAGAAGGAACUCACUCGACAAUGCUAUCCAUGUGUGCCAAGAGUAUGACUUGCAUGGGGUUGUGUCAGAAGUCAGAGGAGUUCUAAAAAAUCCCUCUGCGAUCCUAAAAGCACAAGAAUCCAACCUUGCUAUUCUCACCUAUGGGCAGCUCAAUAAUGUGCGGGAGGCUGUUUACGUCCAGUAUCUAAUGGGUGUGAAUGGUGUCAUUGUUGAUCUAGUGGAGGAGAUCUCGAAUGCUGUUGCAGAUUUCAGUAAACCAGACCUUGGCCAGAGCACGUUCAGUAACAGCGUUGACAUAGGCAGAAAACACGAGUCCUUCUCACAGCAGCAGCUGGGGUUCCUGCUCCGGCUUAUACCUGAACUGAUUCAGCAACCACACUGAAGAUAGAUACAGUAGUAACCAAGAUUGUCUCGGUUUCAAAGCAAGUUGAGGAUUUCAUCUUCUGUUGACAUUUCUGACAGUUGUAUUUGACACUAGUCUAGAAGGUACAUACUAGAGCAUUGUUGCUGUUUAAAAUAUAGAUGAUUCCAUACAGUAAAGAUAGCCAAAUCAUCCGGCAAAUUAUUAUGUAUGUAAUGAUUGACCAAUCUUGUUGCAAUUAUGUGCAUACCAACUUUGCCAUCGGCAAAGAAGAGCAAUACAUGGCCAGAAUAUUUUGAAAGCUUA
Messenger RNA from Aegilops tauschii subsp. strangulata, 1659 nucleotides. RefSeq names its product glycerophosphodiester phosphodiesterase GDPD1, chloroplastic. Gene Ontology annotation, biological process: glycerophospholipid catabolic process. The record is from RefSeq and is a predicted model, not a curated record. Lineage: Eukaryota; Viridiplantae; Streptophyta; Magnoliopsida; Poales; Poaceae. Gene Ontology annotation, molecular function: phosphoric diester hydrolase activity.